Molecule: messenger RNA, 693 nt
Organism: Cylindrotheca closterium
Lineage: Eukaryota; Bacillariophyta; Bacillariophyceae; Bacillariales; Bacillariaceae
Source: the annotation of a GenBank genome assembly
AUGAUUGUGACGAUUUUAAAAGUUGCUGCCUCAGCGGCUACGGUGACAUUGGCUGGUAGCUGUGGUCGUAAUAUGCUGCAAGCGUUUGAAUUGCGGAAUAGCGACAAUCUUCCUGAUUUAUCAAUCCAAAAACUUCCUUCCACAGAUCAUGCCAUGAAGACCGUAGAAGACUUGCAUUCGCUCAAUCGGCUGGAGCUUCUCUCCCUGUUUUCUUCUGGUGAAAUACCGAUAGAUCUCUCUGAUAUUGAGGGGGAAUGGGAAGGUGAACUUCUUGACAACAAUGGGGCGAUCAUGACAACAGUUUCCAACAUUAUGACCAAUGGAUUCUUUGCGCUUGGACCUGGAAGGACAUGGAACGGGAAACGCUUUGAAAACAAUGGAGUCACUGGCGUCAACCGCUUCUUCACGCAAAAGGAAAACAGAGGAGACACCAAGAUACGUUUUGACGUUUCCAUCGAGGAAUCCAAGCUAAACCCAGGUAAACCUUGUAUUCAACUAAAAUAUUUCAAUCAUCAAUCACCGAUCUCUCCAUGGAAGACAAUGGUUGAUGAACUGCGAAUGGUGCCAGGUACAAAAGAAGUAUUGUUGGGGAUGGGUUCAAUGGCGUGGUCCGGUGGAUCGGCAAAUUCCGCUCCAUUUUGUCUUCGUCGAUUGCCAAAACCAUCAAAAGAUUCGGCUAUGGAGGAAUUGUGA